AUGGAGGAGGUGAUGGAGGAGGUGAUGGAGGAGGUGCUGGAGGAGGUGAUGGAGGAGGUGAUGGAGGAAGUGCUGGAGGAGGUGAUGGAGGAGGUGAUGGAGGAGGUGAUGGAGGAGGUGAUGGAGGAGGUGAUGGAGGAAGUGCUGGAGGAGGUGAUGGAGGAGGUGAUGAAGGAGGUGAUGGAGGAGGUGAUGGAGGAGGUGAUGGAGGAGGUGAUGAAGGAGGUGAUGGAGGAGGUGAUGGAGGAGGUGAUGGAGGAAGUGCUGGAGGAGGUGAUGGAGGAGGUGAUGAAGGAGGUGAUGGAGGAGGUGAUGGAGGAGGUGAUGGAGGAGGUGAUGAAGGAGGUGAUGGAGGAAGUGCUGGAGGAGGUGAUGAAGGAGGUGAUGGAGGAAGUGCUCUGGAGGAGGUGA
Molecule: messenger RNA, 411 nt
Organism: Knipowitschia caucasica
Lineage: Eukaryota; Metazoa; Chordata; Actinopteri; Gobiiformes; Gobiidae
Source: the annotation of a GenBank genome assembly